GCUAAAACGCUACAGCCAGGAAAACUUCCAUCUCCUUCUCCUGGUUUUGAUCCUCACCGGAUAGCAGACCCGAGGCGCCGAUCGACCGGAGGGAGGAUGAGAGAUGACCGGUCCUUUGGCAACCUGACCAUUUCCUUAGCAGAGCCUUCCAAAGCGAACCGGAGACUGGCCGCACGACCCAGGAGGCGCCGCGCCUCUUGUGGAUGUGUGUGUAUGAGUGAGCGAGCGGGUGUGUGUGUGUGAGUGAGGGUGUGUGUGUGUAUGUGUGUGUGCGCGUGUGUGUGUAUGCGCGCGCUUGUGGUGUGGAUGGGUGUGUGCACAGCACAAUUGCGUGGAAGCGUGUCUGGGUGAGUGUGUGUAUGCACUCGUGAGUGUGUUUGUGUGUGUGUGUGUGUAUGUGUGUGUGUGUUUGUUUGUGUGUGCUCUUGGCUGCUAUCAUUAUUAUUAUUUUGGAAGAAAAAUCCUGGAAAUCUGGGGUAGGUUAUGGUACUCCCAGGGUGAUUUCUUCUUUUGCAAGAGGAGCUGACCAGAGCAAGCCACUAGAGCCAUUUCCCUGCCAGCAGAGAGCAUUUUCCUCCCAGAAGAAGGAUUUCAACCCGGGCUCUGCAGCCAAGUAAAAAAGAUUAGCCCUGAAACCUGUGAAAUCAACCAUUGCUCUGUGAUUACCCAGGCUUGGGAGAGGACUUGGAAAGAAAAGGAGAAAUAAAUCAAACAGCCUGUCAGGUCUUUUUGCCACGUCGGAAGAUGUCAUCUCAAACUAAGUUCAAGAAAGACAAAGAGAUCAUUGCUGAAUAUGAAGCCCAAAUAAAAGAGAUCCGCACACAGCUGGUGGAGCAGUUCAAAUGCCUGGAGCAGCAGUCAGAGUCGCGGCUGCAGCUGUUGCAAGACUUGCAGGAGUUCUUCCGCAGGAAAGCUGAGAUCGAGCUGGAGUAUUCCCGCAGCCUGGAGAAGCUGGCGGAGCGCUUCUCCUCUAAGAUUCGCAGCUCCCGGGAGCACCAGUUCAAGAAGGAUCAAUACCUGCUUUCACCUGUGAACUGUUGGUAUCUGGUACUGCAUCAGACUCGGCGGGAGAGCCGAGACCAUGCCACCCUCAAUGACAUCUUCAUGAACAAUGUCAUCGUCCGCCUCUCCCAGAUCAGUGAAGAUGUCAUCAGACUCUUCAAAAAGAGCAAAGAGAUUGGCCUGCAGAUGCACGAGGAGCUGCUGAAGGUCACCAAUGAGCUCUACACAGUCAUGAAAACCUACCACAUGUACCAUGCAGAGAGCAUCAGUGCAGAAAGCAAGCUGAAGGAGGCCGAGAAGCAGGAAGAGAAACAGUUUAACAAGUCAGGAGACCUGAGCAUGAACCUGCUCCGGCACGAGGACAGACCCCAGCGCCGAAGCUCUGUGAAGAAGAUUGAGAAGAUGAAGGAAAAGAGGCAGGCCAAGUACUCUGAGAACAAGCUCAAGUGCACAAAGGCCCGAAAUGAUUACCUGCUGAAUCUGGCAGCCACCAACGCAGCUAUCAGCAAAUACUACAUCCACGAUGUCUCUGAUCUCAUCGAUUGCUGUGAUUUGGGCUUUCACGCCAGCCUGGCCCGCACCUUUCGGACCUACCUCUCAGCAGAAUAUAACCUGGAGACCUCUCGCCAUGAGGGCCUGGACGUCAUAGAGAAUGCAGUGGACAACCUGGACUCCCGGAGUGACAAGCACACAGUCAUGGAUAUGUGCAGCCAGGUCUUCUGCCCUCCACUCAAGUUUGAGUUCCAGCCCCACAUGGGGGAUGAGGUCUGCCAGGUCAGUGCACAGCAGCCUGUCCAGACAGAGCUGCUGAUGCGGUACCACCAGCUGCAGUCCAGGCUGGCCACUCUCAAGAUUGAGAAUGAGGAGGUUAGGAAAACCCUGGAUGCCACCAUGCAGACCUUACAGGACAUGCUGACUGUGGAGGACUUCGAUGUCUCUGACGCCUUCCAGCACAGCCGAUCUACUGAGUCCAUAAAGUCAGCCGCUUCUGAGACCUACAUGAGCAAAAUCAACAUUGCCAAAAGGAGAGCCAACCAGCAGGAAACAGAAAUGUUUUAUUUUACAAAAUUUAAAGAAUAUGUGAAUGGCAGUAACCUCAUCACCAAGCUGCAGGCCAAGCAUGACUUACUCAAGCAGACCCUGGGUGAAGGGGAGAGAGCAGAGUGCGGUACAACCAGGCCCCCCUGUCUUCCCCCUAAACCACAGAAAAUGAGGAGACCUAGGCCUCUUUCAGUGUAUAGCCAUAAACUCUUUAACGGCAGUAUGGAAGCGUUCAUUAAGGAUUCAGGACAAGCUAUACCACUUGUAGUUGAGAGCUGUAUUCGAUUCAUCAAUUUAUAUGGACUCCAGCAGCAGGGGAUCUUCAGAGUUCCAGGAUCUCAGGUUGAAGUUAAUGACAUCAAGAAUUCCUUUGAGAGAGGUGAAGACCCCCUCGUGGAUGACCAAAAUGAGCGAGAUAUCAAUUCAGUUGCUGGUGUUUUAAAACUGUAUUUCCGAGGACUGGAAAACCCACUCUUUCCUAAGGAAAGGUUUCAAGAUUUGAUAUCUACUAUUAAACUGGAGAACCCAGCUGACAGGGUGCACCCAAUCCAGCAGAUCCUCAUCACCCUGCCCCGCGUGGUCAUUGUGGUCAUGAGAUACCUCUUCGCUUUCCUCAAUCACCUCUCCCAGUACAGUGAUGAGAAUAUGAUGGAUCCCUACAACCUGGCCAUCUGCUUUGGGCCCACCCUCAUGCACAUCCCCGAUGGGCAGGACCCUGUAUCCUGCCAGGCACAUGUCAAUGAAGUAAUCAAAACCAUCAUCAUCCACCAUGAAGCCAUCUUCCCCAGCCCGCGGGAGCUAGAAGGACCUGUGUACGAAAAAUGCAUGGCUGGAGGGGAGGAGUACUGUGACAGCCCACACAGUGAGCCGGGGACCAUUGAUGAAGUUGACCAUGACAAUGGCACGGAGCCUCACACCAGUGAUGAAGAAGUGGAGCAGAUUGAGGCCAUCGCUAAGUUUGACUAUGUGGGGCGAUCUCCUCGUGAACUAUCCUUCAAAAAAGGGGCCUCGCUACUCCUGUAUCACCGUGCCUCAGAGGACUGGUGGGAGGGCCGUCACAACGGUGUAGAUGGACUCAUCCCUCAUCAGUACAUAGUUGUACAGGACAUGGACGAUGCCUUCUCCGAUAGCCUGAGCCAAAAGGCUGACAGCGAGGCCAGCAGUGGGCCACUGCUGGAUGACAAGGCCUCCUCCAAGAAUGACCUCCAGUCCCCCACAGAGCACAUCUCUGAUUACGGCUUUGGGGGGGUGAUGGGCCGAGUGCGACUACGGUCCGACGGAGCAGCCAUCCCCAGACGCCGAAGUGGGGGCGACACACACAGCCCGCCCCGGGGCUUGGGUCCCAGCAUAGACACGCCACCCCGAGCUGCUGCCUGCCCCAGCAGCCCCCACAAAAUCCCCCUCAGCCGGGGACGAAUUGAGAGUCCUGAGAAGAGGAGGAUGGCGACAUUCGGGAGCGCUGGCAGCAUCAACUACCCUGACAAGAAGGCGUUGACCGAAGGGAUCUCCAUGAGGUCGACUUGCGGCUCUACGCGACACAGCAGCCUAGGGGACCACAAGUCCCUGGAAGCUGAGGCCCUGGCAGAAGACAUCGAGAAGACCAUGAGCACGGCUCUACAUGAGUUGCGGGAACUUGAGAGACAGAACACUGUCAAGCAGGCACCAGAUGUGGUGCUGGACACCCUGGAGCCCCUGAAGAAUCCACCAGGUCCCAUCAGCUCAGAGCCCGCCAGUCCCCUGCACACCAUUGUCAUCCGAGACCCUGAUGCUGCUAUGCGCAGAAGCAGCAGUUCAUCUACUGAAAUGAUGACUACCUUCAAGCCAGCCCUGUCGGCUCGCCUGGCUGGUGCCCAGCUGCGUCCACCCCCAAUGCGUCCAGUCAGACCUGUGGUCCAGCAUCGAUCCAGCAGCAGCAGCAGCUCAGGUGUGGGCAGCCCGGCAGUGACACCUACGGAGAAGAUGUUCCCUAAUAGCUCCUCGGACAAGUCUGGCACCAUGUGACCUGCAGGACCGGGUGAUACUGCUGUGGCCCACUGCAGCAUACCAAGGCCUAGGGUAGCCUCAGUGGCUUCCACUUGCUUCACAGGGAUCUCCUGGCCUUGGAGGGCAGAUCCUAGAAGGUCAACCUGGGAGGGUGUAUGUCUGUGGAGAGCAGAGGCCCAGGCGUUAGCUGCAACUCCUACUCAGCCAUGUGAAUGCCACAGACCUCUUGUGGGCAAACGGAUAUCCCAAGGAAUGCUGGAGCAAGAUUAGUCCCAAGGACAGUGUUUCCUAAGAUCGAGGCAGAUGCUUACCAGCUUCUCAUAUUGUCACUGGAAAAUUAUUCUCUCGAUAUUCUCUACAUACGUAUAUAUGUGUGUGUAUAUAAGUACAUGCAUAUAUGCGCAUAUGUGUACGUAUAUGUCUGUAGGUGUGUGUAUAUAUAUAUUUAUGCAUCUAUAUACAUAUACUAGAGAGCUGGACAUACACACAUGCUAACUGUAUAUAGACGCUUUUUUUUCUUUUUAUGAAACUUAGAUUUACCUCAGACCCACGCCACCAAACAUCUCCCACUCUUACUUGGUGGGAUUUGCAGGGACUUCUCUGGGAGAACUUAGAGGCCCCACAGUAACUGCGAACGAAGCAAUAUACCACUAACCUGCAGAGACACAAAACCAGAAACAGUCUCCAGCUGUCUCCAGAAGUCGUGGCCUUCCAGAACAGUCUGCCCCUCAAGGAAGGGUGGGGCAGGCAGUACCCCCAAGCAGGCUGCUCCUAAAGGUGGGGAACCCUUCUUAGAAAACCCUUUCACCCAUCCCCCAGAGACCCUGCCCUGUCGCCCGGAGGCCAAAGGUCAACUGUACCCUCAAAAGGCACAGGGAAAGUUGGUGUGAAGAUCCUUGAGUUUGUAUGCUAAAUCAGGAUGGUGAGAUGCUGUGUGCCAUCCUAGCAAAGCAUCACCUGCAGUUGGGGGGAAAAGAACAGGAGAAAACAAAACCCAAAACAGUAGUAUGGAGUAGUUCAAACCCUAGAAGUGCUGUAGGGAUAAAUCUGUGGUGACUACACAAGUUUUACUUCUCUCAUCUCAAAAUAUUUAAUGGUUUUCUUCCUCUUCAUUCUACUGAUGACGCUUUGUCAGAUUUGGAACUAAAUGGGCAAGGAGGCGUUCGGUCACACCACUUCUGUUUGAGAGCAGUCCGCACCAUGCUCUGCUCCCCGCUGGAGCCUCCAGUGCCCAGUCAGCCCUUGGCCUCCAUCCUAGGAGGACUGUGUUAGGAAACACCAUAGGCUGAGAUUCUGUGAAAAGGGCAGUGCUCCCCAUCCUCCCUUCCCUUCCUCUUCUUCCAUUCCUUCUAAUGCAGUUAACGUAGACAAACGUGGUGAUAGAAACAAGGUACGUGAUUCUGCAGCGUCACAACAGCCCCCUGCAUGGCUCUCGUUGGAUUCCGUUUUACCUGCUUUUCUGUUGUCUCCAUUUUCCAGAUACUUCAGGAAUUGUUGGAUAGUGCGCCACAGGCGAAUCUAACCCUAAUGGGGCCAUUUGUACUCUCCCUCUGCAUGCCAAACCAAGGAUCUUUUCCUCCUCCUCCUCCUCCUCCUCCUCCUCCUCCUCCUCCUCCUCCUCCUCUUCCUCCUCUUUCUCCUCCUCCUUCUUUUCCUCCUCCUUCUCCUCCUCCUCUUCCUCCUUCUCCUUCUCUCCCCCACUCUCUCUUACACACACACACACACACACACACACACACACACCCUGGCUGGUUCUCUGCCUACCUCCAAAUUUUACAGUCCAAAAUCCAGAAUCUGAGUCACAGCCCCCACAGGAGCCAAGUGAGUCGAGGCUACACCACUCCUGUCACCCACAGAUGCUUUGAAGUGCCCUCCUUGGCAUUUCUUCCCUUUGGGUUUGCUUCCCCCAUCUCUGGGUCCUCCAUUUAAAGGUAACUUGCCCCCUUCCCCAGGGAGCGACCUAGUGAGUCACUGGUCCUUAGGUAUGGGGAGGAUCACCCAUUCUGCCUUGCCUGUAAGAUCAGCACUGAGUACACUGUGGGAUCAAGAAUGGGCUCAAAAUGAGAAUGUCAGUAAGAUGCCCGAGCCAUCCAGCCUUCCUUCCCUCUCAACUCCUGCUAUGAUGGGCCCUCUGUUUUUGAGCACAUAAAGAUAUCUCCAUUUUAUAGCUGAAGAGAGUAAGGCCUAGGGGUGGGCUAGGACCUGCACAAGAUAUGCCAGAUGGACUAGUGGGCUGCAUCAGGCUAAGGAAGCCUUUCUUUGCAGGAAUCUGCUAUCUCUGCUAUGCAUCCAGGAGAUAAGACUUCUCUUUUGUAUCCCAGGGCUAUUCCCAGAUUUUUAAGUCCACUCACCUCCCAGGCAAAAAUGCAAUAUUCCCUGCCUGGAUACCAGAUAGAAGCAAAAUUGAGUUUACAAAUCUAUUACCUGACACACCUAUGGCCAGUUAUGCUGUGAAGAUUUGUCUCUGGGUUGACUUAUUUCUUUUUCCUUACUGCCUCUCCCCAAAUGUCCCAAGAGCAGAGCCUCAGCUGUUUUCCUUAAGCAUCUAUCUUUUCAACCCCAUUGGCAAGUGGCUGAUGAAUUCACAUUUAGGGAAGCGCACACACAGAUGGCAGAUGAGUCCCCAACUCUUCCAUCCCCCUAUCUGAGCUUUGAUGCAGAACAAAUGGAAAAACACUGUCCACCCCCAUCCCCGACACACUUCUUCAUCUGGUCGCCUUGCAUGUCUCAGCCACCCCCAGGUCCCAACUCCACCCCACCGGUGUCUGUCUAGUGUGAGCAUCUCGCAUCUGACUCCUGCCUGUUUUUAGUCCACUAUAUAUUGCUGUGUUUGUUAAAUGCUGGAAAGUAACUGUUAAAAUGUGAAACUGUAAUUUUUUAAAAGAAGGCUACAAUUACAUUAUAGCCAUUGCCACUCACCAAAUCUUUGCACCUAGUAGAUAGAUUGAUGUAAAAACAAAUACCAGAAACCUAAUUGUACAGUGAUUGGGGUGGGGGGGUGUAGUAACAAUAGUUAGUAGUCCUCAAUAUAGCCAAGCGUACAAGGGGAAGUGGUGUCUACCAAUGUCCAUCACCAUUAUUGAAAGCUGUACUGAUCAGUUAGUUUAUAACGGGCAUUUAAAAAAUUUUAUUUUGGCUUCAUGGAAUGAUUUCUUAACCUCCAACUUACCCCAAGGUCAAGCCUUUUGUCUUUAUGUAUAACCAGUGUUCAGUCUGUUUUAGGAAUGAACCAGCAAGAUGUUCAUUUAAUUAAAACUGACCAAAGACAAUUAAUUCCUGGUCUAGUUUCCUGGGCAUCAUGUGGCCCAGCUGCCACUAAAGACCUUUCUCCGAUCAAUUUGAGAACAAGCCGAGCUUCCUACCCCACUCGCCCUCUCUGCCCUCCUCUUUUCCUCAUCGAGCUGCUCUGAGCUGUGGGAUCCUGUGAACAACUGUCGUCUUUCCUUCUCUUCAGUGCUAACUUCUCACCUUGAAGCGCCUUUUGAACCCCCGGACAGAGCACACAACUGGAGGGAAUUGUGGGUGUGGGAAUUAAGACUAGGGAGUAUUUUCUCUGAAGUUACUAAACCAGGGGUCAGGAGGGAAACGGAUUCCUAAGGAACGGAAAGGUUUAUACCCAUUGAAGAAAUCAAAUCGGAGUAGGAAGAGACACAGGGAAAUGGAGCCAUUCAUUGGCUACUGGCUGGAACCAGCAGUUCAGAGAUCUGCCUUAUAAACACUUAAAACUGGUUUGUGGUACACAAAGGGGAGCUGGUGGGAGAGAAGCCUGUACAGAGGGCUCCCUUCGUUGGCAUCUCCUGGAGUGCCUUGUUGGGUGCAUUCCUUUCUUAUUCAGGAGGCAUGAAUGCAGAGGACAUAUCGUGACUUGGUACUUGGCCAUCGUUAAGUGGCCAGUGCACAUACAUUUGGAACAAGUGCUGGAAAACCCCAAGGACUAACUCAACAGUCCUCCCUCUCAGCCUUUCUGUUUCUAACUUCUCAUCUUCCAGAUGGUUCCACACUAGAGCAAACGCCUCAUUCUUCUGAAAAAAACAAAACAAAACAAAACAAAAAAAAACAGAAAGGGGAGGAGUGGGGUGUCAUUUCUAGCUGCAGUAGUGGGUCCUGUUGGACUGGGAGGGAAAGGCGUGACAGGGAGGAAAAGGCAGGAAGGGGUGAACCAAGGUAUUGCUUAGCUGAUUUUCUGCUGUGCAGAGCUAAUGCUGACAGUUUGUGUCCACUUCCCUGGUUCUCUGGGAUCUCUUCUCCACUGAAAUGAAUUCGAAGUGGAGAAUUCCACAUACUCCAAGCUACCCAUGGGAACUGCCAGAAGGGACUUCACUGUCAGUCCGAGACCUCCUGGCCUCUCUUAAGGUUGAUCUGCCAGCAUACUAUUGUCCUAUCCUUUGGGACUGGCCAAAUGGCUAUUGCUGUCUUUUGCUGACAACUCCUUUCUGUGCAAACUGUCCCAGGCAAAUCACAAAGCUGUUCCUUGAUGAGGAACUGCCAGAGUGCACUUUCCUUCCCUAGAUGGAAGUGGGUCGAGGCUAGCUCUGCUGCCCAGGCCCUCGUUCCAGGCAGUGUGACUGUUUACAUGGUUUGGCAAUAGGUUUGCUUCUGAUUGCUUCAGAGUGGCUGUUCUAUUUUGUUUGCUUUGCUUUCUUUCUUCCCCCAAAUUAUGACAGGAAAAACAAACUGAAACCACCCUAGGAAAUUGCUGGUUGCCUGUCCCCAUGUGAUGCUAACUGUUGCCCUCUUCUGGGUAUCAUUUCUCUACCUUAUGACCAAAUGCCCGUCCUAUAGAGUGUCUGAUUGGAUCCUCUGUUGCGUAUUCUGAUGGUGCCUGCUGGUUUGAUGUGGAGCUAUCCUGUGAAAUAAAACAGCUUAACUUUUUCUCAAA
This is a messenger RNA of Grammomys surdaster, 8905 nucleotides long. It is a transcript of the gene Srgap3, whose product is annotated as SLIT-ROBO Rho GTPase activating protein 3. Gene Ontology annotation, molecular function: protein binding. Gene Ontology annotation, biological process: signal transduction; negative regulation of cell migration. Gene Ontology annotation, cellular component: cytoplasm. The transcript has 22 exons. The coding region runs from base 745 to 4044 and encodes 1099 amino acids. Lineage: Eukaryota; Metazoa; Chordata; Mammalia; Rodentia; Muridae. The record is from RefSeq and is a predicted model, not a curated record.